Messenger RNA from Alternaria atra, 1599 nucleotides. RefSeq lists its product as uncharacterized. Gene Ontology annotation, molecular function: magnesium ion transmembrane transporter activity; cobalt ion transmembrane transporter activity; magnesium ion binding. Gene Ontology annotation, biological process: transmembrane transport; metal ion transport. The coding region runs from base 1 to 1599 and encodes 532 amino acids. Gene Ontology annotation, cellular component: membrane. Lineage: Eukaryota; Fungi; Ascomycota; Dothideomycetes; Pleosporales; Pleosporaceae. The record is from RefSeq and is a predicted model, not a curated record. The transcript is spliced from 4 exons.
AUGUCUUUUGACACCGACAAUGGCAAUGGCAACGACAAGCCCGCCAAGAGAGAUACGAUCCCAGCCUUGUGGUCAGCUAAGCAUAUCCCGCAUAGCGCAGAAUUCCCCGACCCGUACGAGUUAAUCGGAGAUGCAUAUGAACGGAUACCAGUUGCAGAUGAGUGGGAAAUACCGGAUCCCAACAGCAAGAGGCUACCAUAUUUGGCGCACAUCAAGUCGCUAUCGACUUCAUGGAGGACAUUACGCCAUCUAGCGGACUGGAUGCAGGUUGGCACAACCCCACUGCGUUGGAAUGAGAUCAAACACCACCCAAAAGAACUCGAAGAACGCAGGAAUAAGACGAAUGUCACCUUCGUGGAGUAUCACCCCGCUGCUGCACCGAAGACUACAGCGAUUAAAACGCCUGCAUUGCUUCACGAGACUCUGCAAUCUCUGUCGCAUGAGCAUAUGAAAGAGCCACCCCUCAGACUCUUCAUCGUGGAAGAUCUAUCCCAGCAAGUCAUUGAGCUUUUGGGGGCGCGCUUUGAUCUCGAUCCGUUGUUCUUCCGUGAACAAAUCGAUGACUACGUAUGGCAUAACACUCGCGACCCCUGGGCGUCUCCGCCCAGUCUAAUCUCAAGAGCAGUCGUGUCCAUCAUGCGUACACGGACGACAAUGUGGAUCGGCAAAGACAAGAAGUGUGGAAAUGGAACCGUCGGUAUUGUAUUGCUGGAUCCAACCGUCAGCCAGGGCAAACCACUAUGGUACGAUCGCAGUAAUUGGCUGCCGACCCCUAAGAUGGACACCAAAGUAUACCCGUUGAUCAAAUCCUCCAAAUCUUGGUUCGAAGACAUUGUCCAAAUGACCACUGCGUUUCCAUGGUUUGAGCAGAAAGAAGGCCAUCACAUAAACGCGCAAGUUCUCGCCAAACCAACCAUAUACACCAUCUGCGCAGAAUGGCUUAUAGUAUGCGACUACGUAAGAGCUCGACUCAGCCAAAUAGAAUGGGAACUUGAAAUGCCGCGCCUCUUCCGCUCAAAAGGCGACGCCAUCGACACAUCGCUCAAACGUCUACAUACCUGGCGUCGGCAAAUCCCCGUAUUCCGGGAGAUGGUAACAGAAACGUUGGAACAUGCACUCCCAGCUGCAGCGCGACUCACCACCCCAUCGUCUCAGUAUUCUGCCGCGCCCAACUCACCUCUUUCCGUACGCUCAGUCAUUUCAGAAAACCUAGCUAUCAACUUCGAGAACGUGGAAGGGUUCGAAGACAUAGUCCCUGAUUUCAAACGUGUGCUUGCCGCUGUUAACGAACUACAAGAGCGUGUCGACCGUCUUACUAGCAUUGUUACAUCAGAAAUAUCCAUUGAAGAUUCACGUCGCGGACUUGAGGAAAACCAUAACAUGGCAAGGCUCACAUGGCUGGCGACUAUCUUCAUUCCGUUGACGUUCAUAUCUGGAUUGUAUAGCAUGAACGAGAGUGUUUCAGCGUUGAAAACGACGUAUGGGUGGUAUUUCCUGACCGCCGUGCCGUUCACGUUGAUCGUAAUGGCAAUCGGAUGGGUCGCAGGGGUGGAAGCCUCACGCCGUGGAGGAAAGAUUCCACAAAGCAAAAGGGCAUGA